UGGUGACGCGUAACGCUGGGUAAAGCAGAGGAAGAGCCGUCACACCGCACCUCUGAAGCAUGGCGAUGACUGGUCAGAGUCCGUGCUCCUCCAUGAGUAACCACACCAAGGAGCGGGUCACCAUGGCCAAAGUGACCCUGGAGAACUUCUACAGCAACCUGAUCGCCCAGCACGAGGAGAGAGAGAUGAGGCAGCAGAAGCUGGAGAAAGUGAUGGACCAGGAGGGGCUCGCUGAUGAAGAGAAACGUCUCCGGCGGUCCGAGCACGCCAGGAAGGAAACGGAGUUCCUGCGGCUGAAGCGCACUCGGCUGGGUCUGGAGGACUUCGAGUCCCUGAAGGUGAUCGGGAGAGGAGCCUUUGGAGAGGUUCGACUGGUGCAGAAGAAGGACACGGGUCAUGUUUACGCCAUGAAGAUCCUCCGUAAAGCUGACAUGCUGGAGAAGGAGCAGGUGGGUCACAUCCGUGCGGAGCGGGACAUCCUGGUGGAGGCAGACAGCUUGUGGGUGGUGAAAAUGUUCUACAGCUUCCAGGACAAGAUGAACCUGUAUCUGAUCAUGGAGUUCCUGCCUGGAGGAGACAUGAUGACCCUGCUGAUGAAGAAGGACACUCUGGCUGAGGAGGCCACUCAGUUCUACAUCGCAGAGACGGUCCUGGCCAUCGACUCCAUCCACCAGCUGGGCUUCAUCCACAGAGACAUCAAGCCGGACAACCUGCUGCUGGACUCCAGGGGCCACGUGAAGCUGUCGGACUUCGGUCUGUGCACGGGACUGAAGAGGGCUCACCGGACCGAGUUCUACAAGAACCUGAACCACAGCCUGCCCAGCGACCUCAGUAAGCAAACGUUCCAGAACAUGAACUCUAAGAGGAAAGCAGAGACCUGGAAGAGGAACAGGAGGCAGCUGGCCUUCUCCACGGUGGGGACUCCGGACUACAUCGCCCCGGAGGUCUUCAUGCAGAACGGAUACAACAAGCUGUGUGACUGGUGGAGUCUGGGCGUCAUCAUGUACGAGAUGCUGAUAGGCUACCCUCCGUUCUGCUCCGAGACGCCGCAGGAGACGUACAGGAAGGUGAUGAACUGGAGGGAGACGCUGACCUUCCCCCCGGAGGUGCCCAUAUCGGAGAAGGCCAAAGACCUCAUCCUCAGGUUCUGCUGUGAGGAGGAGCACCGGAUCGGCGCCGCCGGGGUGGAGGACAUCAAGUCCAACCCGUUCUUCGAGGGAGUGGACUACGACCACAUCAGAGAGCGGCCCGCCGCCAUCCCCAUCAACAUCAAAAGCAUCGACGACACCUCCAACUUCGAUGAGUUCCCUGAUUCAGACAUCCUCACUCCAACAACCACUCAGGUGUCCAAUCAGACCGAAGCCGACCUGAAGAACAAAGACUGGGUCUUCAUCAACUACACCUACAAGCGCUUCGAGGGCCUGACGGCUCGGGGAGCCAUCCCGUCCUACAUGAAGUCUGGGAAGAAGUGACGCCGCCGCCCCCUGCUGGGAGAGAGAGACUCUGCUGCGCCGCCGGGGCGGCGCCGCCCUCCAAACCACGGAGACCCUCUUCACUUCGCGCUUCCCACCACGCUUCUGGUUUCACCAUAGGAACUGUCACUCUGCUCCUGCAGGCCCCGACCUGGCCUGUCUCACCCCUGGGGGUCCCUGUCUCACCCCUGGGGGUCCCUGUCUCACCCCUGGGGAUCCCUGUCUCACCCCUGGGGGUCCCUGUCUCACCCCUGGGGGUCCCUGUCUCACCCCUGGGGGUCCCUGUCUCACCCCUGGGGGUCCCUGUCUCCUCCUCGUUGUGGAUUCCAGUCUUUCUCGUGUCUCCGUCUUCAUUCCUGACACCAGCAUCCUCUACAUUCCCGCUUUGUAAACCAGCACUAAGGGCUCCUCCAGGUCCAGGUCCAGGUCCAGGUCCAGGUCCAGGUCCAGGUCCAGGUCCAGGUCCAGGUCCAGACCCAGACCCAGACCUGGACCCUGGCUCUCUCCUUCUGGUUUUUCUCUCUGAAGUGGUCUUUCGAAGCGGAUCAGGUGCUCUUCAGGGAUUCUGCCUCCAUGUCUUGAACCAAAGACCACGCUGCUUCGUGUCUUGGCCGGACGUUUCCGGUUAGCUUGUGGAUCAGCUGAUCGAGUUUCGCUCAGCUGACGGUCCUCCAGCAGCCGCUCGCCUGGAGCUUCAGGUCAUGGCGUUGCCUUCACCACCAUGCGGUCAGGUGUCUCCUGUUGGAGAGGGUGGAGUGUGUGUGUGGAGGCCUCGGGGGUCCUGCGGGUCAGGUGGGACCAGCUGAAGGUCCUCGGGGGUCCUGCGGGUCAGGUGGGACCAGCUGAAGGUCCUCGGGGGUCCUGCGGGUCAGGUGGGACCAGCUGAAGGUCCUCGGGGGUCCUGCGGGUCAGGUGGGACCAGCUGGGUGUUUCCAGACUGCAUCUUUCACUUUUAAAACUUAAGUCUGCAGCAAUAUUUCUACAUGUGGAUGGAACCAUCAGUGACACACACACACACACACACACACACACACACACACACACACACACACAGUGCUGGAGUUCUGCUGUGGGAUCCUUGGUUUCAAGGUGUUUGUAGAUAUUUCUAACUUCUUUAGACCCUCAUGAUGCUGCAGAACCCGGGUUCCAAUCUGAUCCGGUCUGGUCUGAUCCAGUCUGAUGUGGUCCGUUCCAGUCUGAUCCGGUCUGGUGUGGUCCGUUCCAAUCUGAUCCGGUCCGAUCCGGUCUGGUCUGAUCCGGUCUGGUGUGGUCCGUUCCAGUCUGAUCCGGUCCGAUCCGGUCUGGUCUGAUCCGGUCUGGUGUGGUCCGGUCUGGUCUGAUCCGGUCUGGUGUGGUCCGUUCCAGUCUGAUCCGGUCUGGUGUGGUCCGUUCCAGUCUGAUCCGGUCCGAUCCGGUCUGGUCUGAUCCGGUCUGGUGUGGUCCGUUCCAAUCUGAUCCGGUCUGGUGUGGUCCGUUCCAGUCUGAUCCGGUCUGGUAUGGUCCGUUCCAGUCUGAUCCGGUCCGAUCCGGUCUGGUGUGAUCCGUUCCAGUCUGAUCCGGUCUGAUGUGGUCCGUUCCAGUCUGAUCCGGUCUGGUGUGGUCCGUUCCAGUCUGAUCCGGUCUGAUCCGGUCUGGUGUCGCAUGGAGAAAGUCUCUAAUGAACACAAUAAAUCCAAAAUGCUGUCAUUUGAAAUGAAUGUAAAUGAGCUUUGAAUCAAAGAGGAACAAGAAGCAGGACCUGAUGACACGGCGCAGUCUGCCACCGCCGGGGGGCGUGGCACCGCCGGGGGGCGUGGCACCGCCGGGGGGGUUGUGGCACCGCCGGGGAGCAGACCACUGUCUGCUGCAGUCUGUCCCUGUGGGAAGUCCCUGUCUGGAGAGACCCUCUGGAGUCUUGGGGCGGGGCCACCUGAUCACAUGACCUGGGCUUUAGAACAGUCACCUCCUGCCUUCUGAACGCUGUUUUCCAAUGAGAGUUAGGAUUACUGCCAGCAGGGGGCGUCGUCAGGGUAAACCUGACCCCUACCCACUGCAUGACUGACUGAGGCGACCUGUCCACUGGUCUCCACCGCCUGUGCAGUGGACUGUCUACUGUGAGGACAGCGUCUGUCCUCGUCUCAACUGCCUGGCGCGGUGGACUGUCCGCCGCCUGGCGCGGUGGACUGUCCGCCUCUUGGCGCGGUGGACUGUCCGCCGCCUGGCGCGGUGGAUGCCCAGUUGAGGUUCUUGUAGAACCGGUCCAGGAGGACCCCGGUCCGGGACUCUGCCUCCGACUCCGCUGUUCUUCCAGAUGUUUCUGCAUCUUGAAAUGAGACGAUGGUCACUUGUCUUCCAUACAUCUGCAGGGUGUCAAACAUGUGGUCUGCGGGCCAGAAGUGGUCCAUCAUGUAAAAUGAGAAUUAGCAUUAAGCAUUAGCAUUAGUCACAGAGGAGGGACGGAGUGUGGACCAUCAUUCAGUGCUUCUGUCCAGUCCUCUUGUUUUCCACGUUUUCUGUACAUAGCACCGAGAUGCAUCUUUACAAACUGCUUAAAGUUCACUUUUCUUUGUUUUCCUUCCGGCGUUGAACUCGGUAAAAGAUAUUUAUUGAAGCGAGGACUUUGUGGCGGUGUUCCAGGAGCCUCUGCACUGGAAGAGGUGCGACGAGACAGUUGGAGCGCUGCUGAAGGCCGAGCUGCUUCCGCUGUGGCUCCACCGUCUUUCUUUUUAUUAAAGCGUCUGCUACGCAUGCUGGAACCAAACCGCAGUGUGUCUGUCUGUGCACGUGUGUGUGUGUGUGUGUGUGUAUGUGUGUGUGUGUUGGGCAUGUGGUUUGAGUCCUGGUUGGGGUUUUUGGGGAAAGCCUGUAUUUUAUUUAAACUCUGUUUUCUGGUUGUUUGACAAUGAAUUUUUCUGCUCUGA
Molecule: messenger RNA, 4372 nt
Organism: Salarias fasciatus (jewelled blenny)
Lineage: Eukaryota; Metazoa; Chordata; Actinopteri; Blenniiformes; Blenniidae
Gene: stk38a
Product: serine/threonine kinase 38a
Exons: 14
Coding region: 60-1472 (470 amino acids)
Biological process (GO): protein phosphorylation
Molecular function (GO): ATP binding; protein serine/threonine kinase activity
Source: RefSeq, a predicted model, not a curated record